Molecule: messenger RNA, 1230 nt
Organism: Taeniopygia guttata (zebra finch)
Lineage: Eukaryota; Metazoa; Chordata; Aves; Passeriformes; Estrildidae
Product: latexin
Molecular function (GO): metalloendopeptidase inhibitor activity
Source: RefSeq, a predicted model, not a curated record
AAGGCAGCCACAAAUUCCCUGUUAAACCGGUGCCACGGGGGAAGGAUUAACCCCCGAUCUGCCAUCCGAGGCUGUGUGACACGCUCUCCGCGCGGUGCCGCCCGCAGCACCCGGCCGGUCCCGCGGCUCCGACCCGCCCCGGCCCCGCCCGGGCUUCCUGCGGGAGGAGGAAGCGGCUCCCGGGCCAUGGAGCUGUCUCCGGGCCGCUUCCCGGCCGCCCGCGCCGCGGCCCCGGCCCUGGGCUACCUGCGGUACCGGCGGGGCGGCCCCGGCCGCGGGCUGCGGCUGCGGGAGCUGCGCCGCGCCCGGAGCCAGGACAUUGAUGAUGUGGGGCACAAGUACUACCUGGAACUGGAGCUGGAGGAUGUCCUGGACAAAGACAGGACUGUGAACUGCACUGCUGAGGUUCUGUAUCACCUGGACAGCAAAAACUCUGCUCCAGAUGUGCAGGUCACUGUGCAAGGAGAGCUCAGGAGCACAGAGGAAGCAGACAGGGAGUUCUACAAUUGGAUCAGGAGCCUGGAAAAGGAGCUUGUGGCUGAGAACAUCCCAGACAGCCACGGGAACGUUCCCCCAGAGCUGGAGCCCAUCCACCUGCUGGCCUGGGUGGCCUCUGGCUACGUGAUCUGGCAGAAUUCCACCGAAAACACCAAGUUCCACCUUGCCCAAGUCAAACACGUGAAGCAGGUGAAAAGAAGUGAUGAAGAUCUUGAGUUUGACUUUGUGGUUCUACUCCACGAAAUGGUGUCCCAGAGACACAGGUUAGCAUGGAAUGUGGCCAGCCAUUUUCCAUGUUCCAUAGGAAUCCUGAAGUGCUGCUUUCUAAGUAGCAAAACUUAUUUGCUUAAAUCCCUGCACUUUUUCCUCUCUCUCUCACGUCCCAUUGUUUCCAAGUGCAGGAUUUUCCCCUGAAAAUAUUUCAGUUAAGCCAACAACCCCCAAGAUGUUCAAGAAAACCAGGAAAUACUUGAGGUCCAGAACCCAACCUGAAGUUCCAAAUUGGCAGCACUUGUGGAUUUUAUGGUUGAAGCCUUUUUUUAAAAAAAGAAGUUAAAUUUCAAUUUAAAUAUAAACUGCUUUUCAGUAUAAAGUGAUCUAAAAGUCUGCUGUAGGUGAGUUUUGGUAGCACCACCUGGGCUCUCUCCAUGACUGUGGGAAGGAGCAGAGUGAGACUCACCUCCAGCUUGAAGGCAAGGCCGAUAAAAGGCUGGGAAUCGUCACGAGCAGAGU